AUAAUUUAAAAUAUCGUUAUUGCGUUCGUCGUACUGUCGUCGUCGUCGUCGUUGAUAACGAGAGAGCGCGCGCGUGACCCGGCCUGUUGAUCGCGGCGGCGGCGGCGGUGCACGAGUAGCACUUCAUUAUUACGAUUAUUUCGACGACGACUGCCGUCGACCGUCGACGAUCCGAAUCCGACGCGUAACGCGGACCGCGUGCUGUCCGCGCUCCCGCCCCUCUCCUCCGCCGCACAGCUUCAUCCGCCUCCGACUCUCGUUCGGUAUCGAUUUUCCGUCCGAUACUCCGCGUCGGCGAACAGCGAUAGGUUUCGGCGCGGCCGCACAGCCCACCGAGCACACCGAGCACACAUCCGGCCGACCGUCCAGAGCCGUCACUCGUCGCACGCCGCCCGACACGCGCUCACGCACGCCGCCGACAACUCCAGCCGCCGCCGACAACUCCAGCCGCCACCACGUUUCGCCGCCACAUGGAGGACUACAUCGGCGGGUCGUCGUCGUCCAGCGACGACGACUCGGCGCCCGCCGUCAUCGUGCCGCCGCCGCCUAACCGGCAUCACAUCAUCAACGAGGACGAGAUCAUCGACCUGGACGCCAUCGACAAUCACCACCGCCGCCGCCGCCGCAACAACCAACCCCGCCGUCCGAUGCGCAGCGCCUCCAGCCACCCGGCCAUCGUCGACGCGAUACGCGGCACCGGCGGCAUCAUCGACCGGGUGGACCGCUCGCGGCCGGCCCUCACCAUCGACCGCGCCGCCGAGGAGGACGCGGCAGCGGCCUCGGCCGCGAACGUCGCGUCCGGCAUCUGCGACCCGAACAGGGUGCGCAACUACAAGGACAUGUUCAGGUACGCCAGCGACCUGGCCGACGGGGAGCCGAUGAACAUGCGUCAUGAGGACGACGCGCUGCUAUAUUGCGAGGAAAGAAGGAAAUUUCUGUCAAAUGUUUUGUCUACCAUGUCAGUCAAUGUACACGAGGAAAUGAACAAUUCUAUUAAUAUUUUGUUUGACAAUAAUAAACAAGUGGAUGAACAUGAAUUUGCGUUUGAUGUUAUUGGAGAAUAUGUUGACAAUAUUGAUUAUGCUAAUGAUUUUGAAAAGCUUGGCGGUUUCCAUAUCUUUUUACCGUGUAUCCGUUCCGAGCAUCCAACUGUGCGCGUCAAGACUUGUGAAUUGAUUGCUAAGUUGGUUCAGCAUAAUCCAUACUGUCAAGAAAAGUUUAUGGAAAAUACAAAUUAUAUAAAAGCAUUGAUUUCUAUGGUGGAAAACGAUCUUAACGAUGAAGUGCGUAUCAAAGCACUAGCUGCAAUUUCCAGUCUGAUCCGUGAAAACAACAAUGGUUUUUGGCAAUUCAUUGACCUUGGAGGUAAAGAUUUGAUUAUCAAUGCAUUGAAAGCUCCCAUUGAAAAAUUGAAGAUUAAAGCAGUUUUCAUCAUUUGCUCAACAUCUCAUAUGGGUAACGAUGUAGCGGAAAUGUAUGUUGAUAAUGGUGUUGUUGAAAUUAUAAGUUCGAUAAUCAUGGGCAUGGAAAAAAAUGUUGAUCCAAGUCAUCAUGAGUUAAUUUUAUCGACAUUGCAUCAAUUGACUCGUAUGUCACCAGCUAGAGUCAAAGAAAUAUGCUCUUCGUUGGAGGAUUUCAAGCCAGCAUUGACAUCAUUACGCGAUUCAUAUUCAAAUGAAUCAAACCAUCAGGACGAUAAGGAUAAAAUUUUGUGGUUGAUGGAAUCCCUAACGUUGUGAAGAGGUGAAGCGGCACAUUUCAUAUUACUUACUUUAUUAUAAUAUAAUGUUUUCAUAUCUGUAAUUGCUUUUAAAUGAAAUUAAACCUAUGGUUCUUUACGCUAUUAAUUUUACUUUGUUUACUUUUUUUUUUUUGGAAUAAUGUAUAAUAAUAUAUUAUUCUACUAUUAAAGUUGAAUACUGCAUUCAUACUAUUCAGAUGGAUGCAAUUGGUGUAUUAUACUGAUAAGGUUAAGGUGUGAAAUUUAUAUUUUGUUACGGACUUAGAUUGAAGUAACAAACUAAAAUAAGAACUUUAGAAGAUUAGAUUUAAUUUAUUCCAAAAAUUGAUGUUAUUUCUCACUAAUUUGAGAAUUGUAUGUUUUGUUACUGACCAAGAAAGUAUAGUAACAAACUAAAAUAAGAAAUUUAGCUUAGAUUAAACUUUACUCCACAAAUUGAUGUUAUUUCUUAAUAAUUCUCAAUGUUAUUUUAAAUUUAUUAUAAAGGACAUAAUUUAAAUGUACAAAUAUUUUACUUUAUUACUGAAGAUUUCACAUUGCCUGCGAUGAAUCUGGCAUUAUAUUAAUUAAACAGUUAAAACUAUCUAUAAAAAUAUCCAGUCAACAUUUUCAAUAAAAUUCAUAGCGUUAAUAAAAUGCUCAAGGAUGUAUUGUCUAUAAUAUUAUAUAACAUUGAUAAUACUUGUACUUAAAUUGUCUAUUGAACAAUAAUUCUUGGGAGUUUAAUAAUGUCUCCCCAAGAAUAAUCAAUGUGCAUGUCUUUUGAUUUUUUUUUAAAUUUUAUAAUUAAAAUUCCUUGGUUUACUAAAUGUUGUUAAUUUGUUCUAAUGUUCAAUAAACCUUAAUUAAUAAUAUAUACCAACUAUUAUAUCUGUUGCUGGCUACAAGAAUUUACUUUAGCACAAAUUUUAUUUAACUAAAAUAUCAAAAUUUAUAUUCAAAAGAAGUAUAAUAAUUAAUAAUAAUUUUUAUUAAAAUAGUUCAAUGUCUAAAUUUUAAUUUUUCCCUCGUAAAUAAAUUAUAUUUGAAGGUCUAUUAAGUGUCUUUUAUUUAUUUAUAUAAAUGUUAACAUUAUGCUUAAUAUUAAAAAACCACUCAGUUAGUAUUUAAGUCAUAAGUAAUAAGGAAAUAUUGUUGUUAGACUUUGGAUGUUAUUUCCCUAUUUUAAUGUGAAAAAUGCAUUUAAAUCAAAACAUAAAAUAACUUAAAAAUAAGUUUAUUCAUUUUUUGUCUCAGUUUUAUUUUUAUUCACGCCUAAAAUAUUGUUGAGGAAAACAGUGAAUAAUUAAACAUACAAAUUCAGUAUAUAAUUUAAUAGUAUCUAUUUUGAAUAAUUUAAAAAAUAAUUCAUGUAAUAAGAAGAACUUUGCUUGAAAAUUGUUUAUUAAUAAACAAAAAACUCAUUCCCACCCAUAAUGAAAUAACCUUACUUAUCCUAUAUGGUUUUGUGGGAAUCUUUAUUUUUAAAAAUAUAGAUUUACCUUGAUUAAAUUUGUGAUAUAUUACGUACACCUUACAUUUGAUUUCUCAAAUUAUGUUUGUGGCUGAAGCUCUCUAUUCCUAUUUUGUACUUAACAAAAUACAAAUAUAACAUCCAAACUCUAAUUAUUUAUGUUAUAUUUAUGUGUAAUCUAUUGAUUUAGACUGUAACAAAUUCCAUUUUUAAGUUUUGACAGUAAUUCUUAAGACAUUUUCUUUAUUUUGUUUGUGUAUCACUUUCCACUGCCGUACACUAUUACGGUAAAUUAAAUUUUAAAAAUGUACCUUGAUAAUAAUAUAUUUAAGAAUUCAAUAUUGCUCUUAUUGACCACCAGUUUGUAAACUAAAGCACUGUUUUUAUUAUAAUUAAAAAUAAUUAAACAUUUAAAUUAUAUUAAUAUUUAUAUAUAUCAUAUUUAAUAUGGAAAUAUAUAAUAUUUAAUUAUUAUAAUCAUAUAAUUUCAUGGAAAUUAGCCAUUCUGAUAUAAUGUCAAAUUUUAUACUUUAACAUGGGUGUUUAUUUAAUGUAUUUUAAAAUAUAUUGAUAUUGGUAUUGACA
Molecule: messenger RNA, 3779 nt
Organism: Acyrthosiphon pisum (pea aphid)
Lineage: Eukaryota; Metazoa; Arthropoda; Insecta; Hemiptera; Aphididae
Product: hsp70 nucleotide exchange factor FES1
Exons: 6
Coding region: 471-1739 (422 amino acids)
Cellular component (GO): endoplasmic reticulum
Molecular function (GO): adenyl-nucleotide exchange factor activity
Source: RefSeq, a predicted model, not a curated record